Molecule: messenger RNA, 4583 nt
Organism: Drosophila serrata
Lineage: Eukaryota; Metazoa; Arthropoda; Insecta; Diptera; Drosophilidae
Biological process (GO): regulation of transcription by RNA polymerase II
Molecular function (GO): RNA polymerase II cis-regulatory region sequence-specific DNA binding; DNA-binding transcription factor activity
Source: RefSeq, a predicted model, not a curated record
AGAAAUUUACUCAAAGUGCUUACAAAUCUAGCUACGGAAUGCGUUUUCGCCAUCACUGUUGGAAUCUUCAAAGGUGCUGCCACCCCUUAAAAACCAACAAAAACAAAUGGAUCUAGUAUGAAAACAGUGAUUAAUGCGAUUUUAAAUAGAUCUGUAAAUAAUUAAUUAGAUUUUAAGUGUUAGGAUCUCGAGAGUUGGUUUUUUCUGUUAAAAAGUAGGGAUUUAAGGGUCAGUGAGUGAUGAACAACCAGGACUAUGGCGGCAUCCAGUGGAUACAGCACCAUCCCGCUGCAGGGGACUCUUCUGAAACGGACAUUAUGGAGCACGAAGACGCCGACGGCGAUGAUAUGGUGAGCGGAGCGGACGGUGACCCAGACGGGGAUGGGGAUGCGGAUGCUGACCUAGACCAUAUGGCUGCCGAGAACCUUAUCUUUAUGGCGCGCGACGGCCAGCUGGGCGAGAUUAUUGCCGCCAACGAGGGAACUGUCCUCGUCACCGCCGAUGGCACUACCGUGGCUUAUGCGGAAUCCUUUGAUGAUGACGCCCAGGUGGUUACCGAGGAGGUCAUCACCGACGACUGGGUGCAGCACCAAGGAGCCGAGCGAGUGGAAAUUGCCGCUGAGCAAAUAGCUGGCAUCGGAAGCUCGCAGGAACUGUUGGACAUGGAACAGGAUGAGUACACGGCCCUGCGACCCUAUCCCUGCGACUUUUGCAGUCGCCGGUUUCGGAAGAAGGCUAGCUUGAACAACCAUAUGCUGGCCCAUCAAAACGAUCGACCUCAUCUCUGCAAGCUGUGCGGAGCACGCUUCUCACGCCGGGCGGAGCUUAUUAGCCACUUUAAGGCCCACGCCGAAGCCCAAGAUGCUGCGGAUGCCGAGGCAGCUGCGGCUGCCGCCGUUUCCUCUUCCAUAAAAUUUGAGAAUCAGGGCCAGAGGCAGAUUGAUGAUCACUACUACGAGCAGGAGUGGCCGCUGUAUCAGCAGCAGCAGCAGGAUCAGGAACAGGAGCAAGUGCAACAUGAGCAGAUGUUGCAACAGGAACAACAGCAACUAGUCUGCAACAAUGAGGUCCAGUUCGUGGCCAGCUAUACAGCAUCGGUGGCUCCCCCUCCUGCUCCUUCGCGCGGAAGAAUUAGCAGGCUGAAGCCCAAGGAGGAGAGCAGCCAGUUUGUCGUAAUUACCGAUAAGCCGGCGUCCAGUGAGCUGCAUGACUACAUGACCAGCGAGCCUGUGCCUCAGCCAGUGGUACCCACAUCGCAGCCCAUGGCCAUUGAUCCUCCGCCAGCGCCGCAGCCAAACUUCCCAGUGCUGGACGAAAGCAAGCCCUUCGUGUGUCAGCAAUGCGGACUGGCUUUUGCUCGGGAAAAGGCGCUAGUCUCGCACACUAAGAACCAUCGUGUAGACUCUCCCUUUGAGUGCAACCAGUGUCAGGAGAUGUUCUGGGACAACAGCAGUCUGCAGGACCACCAAAAGACGCAUCAGUUUGAGGAAAGCAACUCGGAGUAUGAUCCUGCCUCCGGCGAUGAUAGCGCCAGUGAAACGUCGGAGCCAGAGGACCAGCUCUACGGAGAGUUUUACUGCAACGAGUGCGGCAUCUCCUUUCAUCGCCAGGAUCUACUGCGGCGACAUGCCAAGCAGCAUUUCAAGCAGCAGGAGCAGAAUUCAACGGUAGCUGCAGGCGACGGUAGCUCCUCGGACGUCAUAGCUAGCUGCGAGCAGACUAAAGAUGGUAACGGUGGGCACUGUUGUCAAACGUGCGGUAAAUCAUUUCCCAGUGCCUUGGAGAUGCUUUCCCACGCCGAAAUUCAUGCGAGGUUUCCGCCUUUCAAGUGCGUACUUUGCGGCAUAAGUUUCUACGAGGAGCAGGCCAUCAAGCGGCACUUGCACACCCGUCAUCCAAACGAACUAAAGGCCAAUUCCUGUGUAUUGUGCGGUAAGGAGUGUCGUGACCGCAAGGCUCUGAUCAAGCAUGCCUGGGAUCACUCCCGCGAAAAGUGCCACUCUUGCUCCAAAUGCGGCAAGAAUUUUCACAACAAGGCGCGUUUGAAGCGGCACAUGGCCUCCCACCGCGACAAGUCCGUUGUGUGCGAGGUCUGCCAGGAGGAGUUUCCCGACGGACGUACGCUGUCCAAUCACCGUCACUCGCAUAGCACCACGUCACCGGGCAAACUGUUUCCCUGCCACGAAUGCGGAAAGACAUUCGGAUCACGCAGUUCCCAACAGAUCCACGUUCGCAUUCAUACGGGUGAGCGUCCCUACGGUUGUAGGUAUUGUUGGAAGGCCUUUGCCGAUGGCGGGACGUUGCGCAAACACGAACGGAUACAUACGGGCGAGAAGCCCUACGCCUGCUCCGUAUGUCCGCGUGCUUUUAAUCAGAGGGUGGUUCUGAGGGAGCACAUCCGCUCUCACCACUCGGGACUGGACGUGGCAAGAAAUACCUACCAUUGCACUGUCUGCUCCGAGGAUCUGGCCUCAUCCAAUGACCUCAUACAGCACCUCAUCCAGCACAGUGAUUCGAACACCGCCAAGCAACGUCAGCCGGUGACGGGACCGCGAAAGUACAAGCGUCGACGGAAGCUGCAGCCUCACGAAAUUGCGCACAUGCGAGCGGAACACAAAGAUGCUAACGGCGGCGGCGACGAGGAGGAGGUUCUGGGAGGCGGAGGCGAUGGCGAUGGAGAGGAGUAUGCCAGUGACAUUGACCUUUGUGACUUUGAUGUGGAAAAUGUGGACGAUCUGUUUGAAAUGGCCGAGUCAUCACCCAAAAAGGAGAAGCGCAAGAGGAAAUCAGCAGCGGCAUCCGCGAAGACAGAAUCUAAACCUGUUUCCAAUGGCGGCGCAUCGUCGGCGAAGCUUGUUCAGGAGAAGAACACGGCUAAGCUGCGAUAUGACUCCACCAGCAGUCAGCAAUCGGAUCGCAUUUGGGAGGAAAAAUUCCUGCAGGACAGCCAGGUGGGUCUCUUCCAAAUCGAUUCUCUGGUGGUGGUCAACGAUACUCACCUUCCACCCGCGAGCUCUUCGGUCAUGCCCAAGACGAGAGGUAGCUCCAAGCAGCAGCAGCAGCAGCAGCAUCAGGCCAAGCAACCCGUUGAAAGAGCUGGCAACUCGAAUCCCUCAGCUGCAAGCUCAGUAGCUACAUCAUCCGCCUCCGCCUCCACAUCCACUUCCAGCAGUCGCAGCAGGAAGAAGACGGCUGCGGUAAAAACAGCUGCUGCCUCGCGACCCCGUAUGAUACACACGGAGAAGGCCAAGGUGCCGUCCAGGGGAAAUACCGGCGGAGACUUGUGCAAGAAGACACGCUCCAAGACCUACAUAACCCGCACGGAGACAAGCAAUCUGAGCAGUCUGGACAAGUCACGCAGCAGAGCCUCCAACAUUGUGGAUGACUACGAAAUCAUUUCACCGGCUACCCAUCCUCCUAACCAGAUCAGUUCCAGUCCCCUGCACAUCAAACAGGAGCAGGAGCAGCAUAACCGUGUCCAGAUGAUGUACGACGACAAUCUCCUGAUAGACGCUGCCCUGCUGCGGGAGAAGACCUACGAGAAGUUCAAUCCGAGCAUUGUGAACGAUCUGGAGGAGAUCCUACGGUCGCCGCUCAAGCACGAACGCAAUACCCGCCUGCGAUUCACCAGUGAAUCCUCGACCACGCCACAGUUUCUGCCUGAAGAAGAGCAGAAUCUGAUUAAGAUCGAGCCCACGUCUCCGGAUUUGCAUGAGAUGCUGGAGAGUCAGAGUCAAAGGGUGAGAGUACCAAGUGGCAAUACACCGUCUCCCUCGUCUUCCUCCGCCGCCAGAACUUCUCGUCAUCGUAUCGUAAAUGCCAAUGGACCAAGGACAGCGAACAAAAGAUCCGCAGGAGGAGGGGGUGCUAGCAGCGCUAGCAAAUCCUCUCCUGCCACAGGAGUGGCGGCCAAGAAAGUGAUCACUGCUGAUAGUAAGGUCGGCAGUUCGUCCUCGUACCUCAAUUACGGGGUGGAUGCCUAUAAUGUGAACGUACCUGCCAGUUCCAGCACUGCCGAUGUGGGCAGCGGAUUCUUCUCCAUCUCGGAGGUUGUAUCGGCCGCGGAUGCUGCCGAUGCAGCUGAUGCGGCAGCUAAGGCAGCGGCAGCUGGGAAACCGGAUCGAAAAACGCGCAGUUUCGAGUGCGAAAUGUGCUCGGCCAUCUUUUAUGAUCGAGCCCAAUUACUGGACCAUGUGCACAUUCACAUUUAGAUGGAUGACAGACGCUACCUAAACCACUCGCCCCCGAAGGAACCGAUGGCGUUUUCGGGUUUCAUACAAAUUUCCCCAAGGGAAGCAGAGCAGCCUUGUAUUUUUGAAACCUCUUAUCCUAAAAAGAAAAAUAACAUACAAAUAACAAUUUCGUUAGGAAAUUGCCUAGAUGUUACCUCAGCCUCAUGGUAUCGUCGUGCAUCGAACAGCAGAUAGAUCGUUGAUUUAUGCGUUAUUUAAAACUGAACAUACAUAAAAACAAAACUAUUGUAAAAAGAGAGCUUAGUUUGUAAGACUUUUAAGUUUGUACCUCAGAGCUUUUGUUUUGAAGAAUCGAUUGGUAUGCUGGAAAUAAAUACAUCAUUAAAUGGU